CACAGAAGCAGCCAUAGCGCGUAGCUAGUCGAUCGUCGCAUAUCAAUAGGUCACAGUAUUGGUCAAAUUUUAUCGAAAAAAAAUACCAAAUUACGUGUUAAAUGUUAUAACAUUUUAGUGCCAAAGCGACCAUGGCCAUGUUAACUAGUGUUUUGACUGUUUUCAUUGCAAUAUCGGCGGUGACAGCGAAUGUGCCCACCCUGAAACUGCACGAUGGGCAUGACAUACCCGCGCUUGCACUAGGCACCUGGCUGGGUUUUAACUCAAAGGGCCGCGUUGAGCCGACAGCAGACGAGGUGGAGCGCGCCGUCUCCUGGGCGAUAGACGCGGGCUACCGGCACAUCGACACCGCCUUCAUCUACAAGGUGGAAGACCAGGUCGGCAGGGCGCUCGCCGCCAAGGUCGCGCAGGGAGUCAAGAGGGAAGACCUGUUUAUCACUACCAAGCUAUGGAACGACAAGCACGCGCAGAGUGCGGUGGUGCCGGCGCUGCGGCAGUCGCUGGCCAGUCUCGGCCUGGAGUACGUGGACCUCUACCUGAUCCACUGGCCUGUGGCCAAAUUCCAGUCGAACGGUACCUACGACUACACGGACUACGUGGAGACCUGGCGCGGCAUGAUGGAAGCCAAGAGCCUCGGCCUCACCAGGUCCAUCGGAGUCUCCAACUUCAACCAGCAGCAGAUCGACCGGAUCCUCGAGCAGGGCUUGGAGAAACCCACUGUUCUGCAAGUUGAGAUAAACCUGAACCUGCAGCAGCCGGAGCUGCUGGCAUACUGCGCGCGGCAGGACAUCCGCGUGAUGGGGUACACGCCCUUCGGGUCCCUGUUCUACCACAAGGCGCAGGAGACCGCACCGCCACCCAGGGUUGACGACCCGGCGCUGGUGGAGAUCGCCAACAAGUACAAUAAGACAGUGCCUCAGGUCGCCCUUCGAUACCUAGUGGAACUAGGCGUGAUUCCAAUCCCGAAGUCGUUGACGAAGUCCCGCAUCGAGCAGAACCUGCAGGUGUUCGACUUCAGCCUGUCGGCGGCGGAGCGCGAGCUGCUGCGGCGCUUCGACAGGGGCUACCGGACCAUCCCGCAGUACAAGUGGCUCGACCAUCCCUACUACCCUUUUGAGAAGAAGAACCAAGAUGAAUGAGCAAUAUUGUUUUCUAUGAAACUUGUGUUAAUAAACUCACACUA
Messenger RNA from Spodoptera frugiperda (fall armyworm), 1183 nucleotides. Its product is annotated as aldo-keto reductase AKR2E4-like. Gene Ontology annotation, molecular function: aldose reductase (NADPH) activity. The record is from RefSeq and is a predicted model, not a curated record. NCBI's taxonomy places the organism in Eukaryota, Metazoa, Arthropoda, Insecta, Lepidoptera, Noctuidae. The coding region runs from base 132 to 1139 and encodes 335 amino acids. The transcript has 8 exons. Gene Ontology annotation, cellular component: cytosol.